Molecule: messenger RNA, 1414 nt
Organism: Paramacrobiotus metropolitanus
Lineage: Eukaryota; Metazoa; Tardigrada; Eutardigrada; Parachela; Macrobiotidae
Exons: 2
Coding region: 185-1237 (350 amino acids)
Molecular function (GO): protein binding
Source: RefSeq, a predicted model, not a curated record
AGUCUGUAAAAGAAACAGCUAUGUGGUUUUAUGAGUUUGAUGAUCCAUUAGUAAACCGGCAGCAGUUAUUGAUCACAGGCACUAGCAUUUAUUUCACAAGCUCCUAAUUUAAUUUAAUGUCCACACCUGUUCAUUGAAAUAUUACCACUUUAAUAUUGGUUUCAAAAUACCAAACUUAUGCAAAAUGAGCCGCACCGCACACACUUACGGAUUUUCGGCUAUAAUUUUUUUUCUGAGCUAUCCGAAGAGUUGGGCCUCAUGGUACACCAAUCCUGGAGAUCCCUCGGUAGCGAAAGAUUUCCCGCAUCCGCUUUGCAACUACAAUGGGCCCUACAGACUGGAAUGCACUAAAGCCGAUUUACGUUUGCCAGGAAACUUUAACAUCAGCGCCCUCGCAAAUACCAGUAAAUUAUAUAACUUUGUCAAUUAUCUCACGCUCGACUGCCCUACUAGUGCCAAACGCACCUACUGCAAUACCGUUGGCCCCGGCGCCCAACCCCUUUCGUACCGCGAAUGGAUUUGGGAUGUGACGCUGAUUGGCUUUCAGGCUGAAGGAGGCGGGAGAGCGCCCAUCAAUGUCCUGCUGUCGAAACUGCCCACUCUCCUUCGUCUACAAGUACACUACUCCAGGAUCGGCACACUGGAUAAAAAUUUUCUUCAGAAUUUCAAAUAUCUGGAAGAGUUUGAUGUGCGUAACAACGACAUCAGUGCUAUCGACAUUCAUGCUCUGGAACCAUUGGCUAACCUCAACCGGCUCAAGAUGGGCGGUAAUUUGAUACAGAAGUUUGACUGGGGUGCCCUUAAGCCGGUUGCCGAAAAAUUGUAUUUAUUGGAACUUGAUGGACAGAAUCCACCUCUGAAAUCCCUGCAGCGCAGCGGCCCGCUGUUUUCCAUCAACAUCACCAAUCUACUAUUGAACAACAGCCGUCUGUCUAUGAUUCCCAAGGAUGUUGUGGACACCUUCGAAGUACGCCAAUAUUUUGAAGUGGUCAUUGACGUUCGCAAUAACCCAUUCUGCCCGAAUAAAGGCGACUGCUCGUGCUGUGAGAUGAAAGAUCUAGCCAACUGGUUCGAGAAGCGAACUUCCUGGGCCGCCGGCUCUAAAGACGAGUGGAAGCAUUCUACCACCGUCUCGGCCAAUUGCGGACCGACCUCGAAUACGGGCAAUGGGAAUUCAGUCAAAGAGUUUACGAAAACGAAUCCUCUGUUGCCGCGUUCUUAUGAGAAGUGCAAGUAAAUGCGUGUUAUACAUUGUCACGGGUUCAUGAAAUACAGUAUGCGGUAUGCCGGCCUUUUGGAACUCCACUUCCGCCAAGAAGACACAAAGAAUCUGUCUGUGACGUGUCUGACAAUGAUACCGAUUCUCUAGAUACGUAAGUCAAUAAUCGUUUAUUUUUGCUUGAAAACUGCUAAA